AUGCCAUAUUGCACGGUUAAACUGGGGCUAAAUUCACAAAAUUGGAUCAAAGAAGAUUGGCGACGCGUUCUUUGGACUAUAAAUCCUCUAUCAGCACCGAUUAUUAUGGAAAAGCUCGUGUUUGGUGUCAUAAAUAUGAGCUUUAUGAUCCAAAUUGCACACAAGCAACCGUUAAAGUGGCCAAACGUCUGGGCAUGUGUGAGUGGACUCAAUUUAAAUCAUUCGGUACGCACCCCCUCACGUAUAAAUGGUGAAAAGGACAAUGCACAAAUACACAAGAGAAAAUUUGUAAAGGAGCUUAAAGAUUAUCUUGGAAUUGUGACAAUGGAGUGGCCACCACAAUUAUCAGACCUGAGUUCAAUUGAAAGUACAGAAGCUGACUUGGAGGAAGCCGUAUUUUCCGCAUGGAAUACUAUUACAUUCUUCACUUUAUAG
Ambispora gerdemannii is the source of this 435-nucleotide messenger RNA. NCBI's taxonomy places the organism in Eukaryota, Fungi, Glomeromycota, Glomeromycetes, Archaeosporales, Ambisporaceae. The record is from the annotation of a GenBank genome assembly.